CGUCCACCUCCAACCCGAGCGUGCGGGGUUAUUGGACACGUGCUGUUGCUAAAGGGCGUGGGUUGUGCCCUGAGAUUGAUUCCAGAUUUCUCAAAACCUUCAACGGCUCCAGCAGAGAUGGGAUUCAGGAAGACAACAGCAGCAUCGGCUGGAGGAAGGAUGCCCUGCAUGAGAGCUGCCUGAUCCGAGCAGGGGCGAGCGGUGCCGCAGUGGACAUAUAAUCUGAUAAGCGCCUCUAUCUAUCUCUCCGCUUCUCCUCCAUGGACGACACGCCGGGAAGGGAAAGUAUACGUGCGGGUUGUUAAAUGAAAGCAUGCUGAGGUCACACUUGUCGGAGCCGAUGCAGAUUUCCACUUGGAACACCUGUCAUGGUUUCUUUUGAGCCCGGCCGGAUGACGGGGUGUUUGCAGGAGGGAUGACUGCUGCGCACUUUGCGCGUCCCGUGAUGCGGGUUCGGAGCGGAUGGUGCUCGGCACGGCUUCAGCAAGCCGGUCUGUAAAGUCUAUAGGCCGGUGAUUUGUAAUUUUCACGGAGAUCUUAUGCAAUGUGGAGGAAGAGCUGAUGUGCAGCUCAUAUAGGCUAAACAGGCGAUGACAUCAGACUCCCCUCUGCGCUGUAUUGCAGUAUAAGGUGGACCGGGGCGUGAGGUGACGAGGGGUGACAAUGCUUGCAUCCUCCGAGCUGGACACUUUAACGGGACGAUAUGUGUCCUGCACACUGUCAAUUAAGGCAUUAGGCCACACACCCUGAGCUGAGCUGACGAACUGCGUCACUGCAAGUGUUGUAUAGGUAUAGGCAGCAAACUCCCAGCACCAUGCAGGAGAGCAGCAAUCUCUCCAUCCUCCUCCUCCCUGCAGCAGCAAUGACACCGGUGAGUGUUUAACGCUUGGGAUGAAUUCGGCGGACCAAUCAAGUAAAGAUCCGCCGCUGGGAUCCACAUUUUCUUCGGCUCCUAAUUUAGACUCGGAUAUUAACGCAAACGCCUGCUGCAGGCCUGUGUAUGAGAACGGGACGGGGCACAAUGUCAACGCGCAGAGCGCGUCCCUGCGCGGGGCCAGCGACCCCAGCGCGUACCCGUCCACGCACUACCAGGCGCUGCUGCGCCGCAGGUUCAUCCGGAGGACUCUGUGGCUGUCCGACCACGAGGAGCAGAAUGCGGACACGCAGGUCCAGGACGCCGUCAGCAGCAGCAGCAGCAGUCCGGGGCUCAGCAUCGACCUGCGGAGCAUCGUGGACCGGACUCGGAGCAGGGCUCUGCACGGAGCAUCCGCGGACAGCCCGGCGGAGCCGAGGAGGAGAGGAGAUAGGGUUGCCACCCGUCCGGCAACCCUAAGAGGAGACAAGAGCGCAGACGAGGAGGAGGAGGAGGAGGAGGAGGAUGAGGAGGAGGACAGGAGGGAGAGCCAGCCCAGGCCCCCGGAGGUGCUGCCCCCGGAGGUCUGCACGAGCAGGGCGGGGAGCGACGAGAACGAAGAGGAGCCCGGGAUGAAGGCCGUGUCCACCUCUCCCGGGGGCCGCUUCCUCAAGUUUGACAUUGAGCUGGGAAGAGGUUCCUUCAAAACGGUCUACAAAGGGCUGGACACCGAGACCUGGGUGGAGGUGGCGUGGUGUGAACUGCAGGAACGGAAACUAUCUAAAGCUGAGAGGCAGAGGUUCAAAGAGGAGGCAGAAAUGCUAAAGGCGCUCCAGCACCCCAACAUCGUACGAUUUUAUGAUUUCUGGGAAUCACCGGUGAAAGGGAAGAAGUGUAUUGUUCUGGUGACAGAGCUGAUGACCUCAGGGACACUGAAAACGUAUUUAAAGCGCUUUAAGGUCAUGAAGCCCAAAGUUCUCAGGAGCUGGUGCAGGCAGAUUCUCAAAGGCCUCCAUUUCCUCCAUACAAGGACUCCUCCGAUCAUCCACAGAGACCUCAAGUGCGACAACAUCUUCAUCACCGGUCCUACAGGCUCUGUUAAAAUCGGAGACCUGGGCCUGGCAACGCUGAAGAGGGCUUCUUUUGCUAAGAGUGUCAUUGGCACUCCAGAGUUCAUGGCGCCAGAGAUGUAUGAGGAGCACUACGAUGAGGCCGUGGAUGUCUAUGCUUUUGGGAUGUGUAUGUUGGAGAUGGCCACUUCAGAAUACCCCUACUCUGAGUGUCAAAAUGCUGCUCAGAUCUACCGCAAAGUCACCAGUGGGGUGAAACCUGCCAGCUACAGCAAAGUCAGCGACCCAGAAAUCAAGGAAAUAAUCGGGGAGUGUAUUUGUCACAGGUGGGAAGAGAGGUACUCCAUCAAGGACCUCCUGAACCAUGCCUACUUUGCAGAGGACACGGGCGUGAGGGUGGAGCUCAAUGAAGAGGAUGACGGAAAAAAAUCCUCCAUCGCUCUAAAGCUGUGGGUUGAAGAUCCCAAAAAGCUCAAGGGAAAAUACAAAGACACCGGUGCCAUCGAGUUUACCUUUGACCUGUUGAAUGAAGUCCCAGAAGUAGUCGCUCAAGAAAUGGUCGAUUCGGGAUUUUUCCUGGACUGUGAUGUGAAGAUUGUUGGGAAAUCCAUCAGAGACCGUGUGGCUCUAAUCAAAUGGCGGAGGGAGCGGACAGUUUCAACAAAUGGAAACGGCGAGCCAGCUGGGAAGAAGUCGCAGCAGAACCUUCUGCAGGUGCCUGGUACCGGUGUGCCGCAAGGAACCACGUUAGCCCCUGCAGAUUAUGAGGACCAAGAGACUCUGAUCUGCACCGUACCUGUCACCACAUCUGCUACAUCUGAUAGUGGCGUGAGCUCCACCCUGCAAUUAGAGGACCUAAACAAUCAGCAGAAUGGCUGCUACCAGUCACUUCCAGAAAACAUUUCCACAGUGCAGAUGGUCUACAGUCCUGCAGCACAGGCCGACCCCCAGCUGCACCAGGGACCCUACCAGCAAAUCACAGCACAGGCCUCGCAUGAAAACUACACACAGACAUCCCCGCAAAUGCACCCUGGAGCCUAUCAGCAAACCACAGGUCAGCUGCAUCCCGGGGCCUUCCAGCAGCCGGCAGCACAACUGCACCAGGGGCCUUAUUCGUGUCAAACACGUCACAACAGUGAUCCCUUUGUAUGCCAAGAGAAUCUGCUCAUCACUGACAGCACAAUGUGUCUUAGGCGUGCCAGCGCUUCCGUGGUUGACAUGUUGAAGUGUAGGAUGCACUCUCCCACGAGGACAAACAAUCAGAGUCGCGGCCCGUCUCUGUUACAGGGUCUGCCCUCUUCAGAUAUCUCAGAGAGUACGGCUCAUGCUACAAAUAAUCCACAGAAUACCUCUCUAUCCCCGCCUCUCUUGUCCCCACGCUCUCUUCAUGACUCAGCAAGUCAUUUGGAUUCACCUCACCUUCUAGUUAAUUCACAGCCCCCGCCAGAGCUGCAUCUCAGUGUCCCGCACAGCCCACAGCACCGCUGCAAAGUGUGCAUGUCUGUGCUCGUGAAGGACAGGACGAAGGGAGGUGGCUCACUGGGGAACACACAUAAACGUACUGUCGACACGUCUAACCAAAUUUCUCACGGCUCCCCCACGUCUCCUGAUCGGUCAAGGUCUCCUCCGGCCACUCUACCCCCUAUUGUGGUCCAGCCUUUGACCCCAUCACCAAGCAGUCAGCCAGCCGUAGUGGCCUCAUCUUCACACCUUUCCUCGUCCCUGCCAGGCAUGUUUCCACAGAGUAUUUUUGAAAGCAAAGAUCUCAACCUUCUCAACUACUGUCUCCACCACAUUGUCAGUCGCAGGACCAGCUCCCCCAGCCUCUUCGAUAGAGGAGCUGUUAGUCACCCGUUACACGGCCAUGUUGAGACCGGGGGUUUUAGUGCUCCAGUAACUGAACAUGUAAGCAAGAGUCAUAGCCUAGACGUCCCUUUCUGUUGUACUUCAAAUCUGGACAGGAAGCUGCAGUUCUCACCACCUAACAGUGAAGGAACACCAGAUAUACUGACAGUUUCUGCUCCAGCUACGCCAGCUCCUUCUGCACACCAGAGCAGACCGACAGCACAGAGCUUCCCAGCCGCGUCCCCAACGCUGCAGAUGCAGCUUACUGCCCAGCCGAACCAGGAGCAGCACCAUCUCCAACCAGCUGCUGCCCCGCCCCAGUUGCUAUCUGCUGACCAGCUUCCAUCACACCUGAGUCCUCCUGAUACAUCCCUGAGUUUCCCACACUCAGUCUCCUGCACUCCUGCCCCAAUCCUGCCCCUGCAGAUCAGCACACAGUUUCCCUCACCAUACCCUGUUAUUCACACAGGGGGCCACAUGCCCCCAACCUUCUCCCCAGCUCCACUGAUGUCUGCCUACAGUAGUGACCAUCCUAUGCGUAGCUCCUACUAUUCACGGUCACCCCACCUUCCCUCCCUCCAUCUGACCCCUCACGUUGGCCUGCCAUCCGUAGCUACUCUUGGUACCCCUCAGACUCCUCUGUCCACACCACAGCAGGUGCCCAGUGGGGUAUUCCCUGUUCCUCUUCUUGCCAUGGCCACGUCCCCUGCAGUGACACUGCAGCAGGGUAGUCUUUCUGCAUCGCAGACAAACCUCGGUAGCAUCCAUUCCACCCAUCCCUUACCUUUCUCUCAGGUACAACCCACCCCAUUCCCUGUCCCCUACCCUGAGCAGGAACUGACUGAACAGCCUGUCCAGGUGAUAGCUUCACAUGGGACUCUCCCUCCUGUUGGUCAGAUUCCGCUCUGGGGACGUGGAGCAGAUGCUGAAACAAAUGCAGCAUGCAUGGACUUCUCUGCAGCCCCUGCGACAUCAGCUCCAGGCCCGGCCCCAGCUUCAGUCUCAGUUUCAGCAGGAGUUCAAGUUGAACCUCAAGCUCCAGCACAAGCCCCAGCUCAUGCGCGAGCACAAAACCAACCUCUGGUCCCAGUAUCAGCUCAAGCUCAAGCAUCCAUGCCUCAAACUCCAAUCCCAGCACUUCUGAAACCGUCACCUUCAGUCCCAGUGCAAGAUUCGACAGCAGUCCCAGCUCCAGCCUCAGCCCCAGUUCCAGCGCCAGUAUCUGUCCUCACUGUGGAGCUAACAAUGGUCUCCUCCAUGAGCCCAGACGCGGCCUCUGUCAUGGAUAAAUCCCAAAUCUCUGCCCCUGGUUUGGUAUCUGGCCCAGUCCCUGUUAACCUGCCAGCAGCGAUUCAGUCUGCAGCUCCUGUCGCAGCUUCAGUCACAGCUCCAGUUCUGCAGCCUGCUGGCACCCAGACAACAGUCUCAGUGCCUCAGUGUGCCAGCUUGGUUAACACUCAGCAAAACGUGGAGACGGCAUCUGUCUCUAGCGCCCUUCAACAGGAGCCCAGUCUGGAGGACAUGCUUCGUGAUAAACCAAUAUUAUCCAGUUUUGUCUAUGACAGCGUCAACUCUGAUGUAGCAUCUGGGAAGGAAACAAGUGAUGGUUAUGACAGUUUGGUUAGUACCAGCAAAGGCGAUGGAAAACCCCGAAAACACCACCGCAAGUCCGCCCGCACACGUUCCCGGCAAGAAAAGACCAGCAAGCCCAAACUGAACAUGCUCAAUGUUUGUAACACCGGCGAUAAAAUGGUCGAAUGCCAGCUGGAGACGCACAAUCACAAAAUGGUGACGUUUAAAUUUGAUCUGGACGGAGAUGCUCCAGAGGAAAUUGCCACUUACAUGGUGGAGAAUGGGUUUAUCCUGUUGUUAGAGAAGGAGGUCUUCAUUGACCAACUAAAGGACAUCGUGGACAAAGCUGAAGACAUGCUGAAUGAAGACAUGGAGGGUGAAAAGAGCUCCACUUUGAGUUGCAGUCCUCGACAAAACCAGAUGUCUGAGGGGCUAAUCGGAGAGAAUCAGCAGUCUGGAGCUCCUCAGCCUGUCUACCAGCAGAACGUUCUCCACACAGGAAAGAGAUGGUUCAUAAUAUGUCCUGUGGAGGAGACGCCCCGGUCCAGUCAGGACACCCCCUCUGAUGGGACAGCUACUCAGUCCCCCGGGAGCUCUGCCACCACCCAGCCUGCUGACAACAUCCCCGCAAGGCCUUCCACAUCCAGAGAAGAGGGGUCAUCUUCGACAAUGUCUGGCGGAAGUGGAGGAUUCUCUUAUGAUGUUUAUGGAUUCUGUAGUCCCCCAAUAAUGUCCAACACAGACCCACUCCUCCUGGCCACUCUGUCCCCUCCUGUGUCUGCGCCCCCAACGCUCCAGUCAGUGCCAUCAGUGGAACAGAUGCAGCCUAGCGUUCAUCAAGCCCAACCAACCAGAGCUCAGGCUCUGCCCCCAUCGUCCCCGCAUACGUCUUACCCAGUGGAAAAUUCAAAGGGAUCCCCUCAGAGCACCAUCUCCCCGACUCACGCGGCUCGACAAAUGCCCGAAUUGACACGCCCUGUUUCCAUCACGGACGAGAUGCCCUGCUGUCCUCUCGUCAUGCCCCUGUCUCUGGAUGUGAGUGGCUCACAUAUGGGGUCUCCUCUUGGUCCUCUUCCGCCACAGGAGCCCGGUUCAGCCAAAGAGCAGCCGCCCGUGUCGUUUGCCUCCGCGGUGCACGGCGAGCGGCCACAGCAGCCCGUGGUGCUCCACCAACCUUUCUCCACAGUGGCGGGGACCAAGGUUCCCUCUCUGCCUCAAAGUCCAGCGCCUUCCCAGCACGGUGCGGGCCCCAGUGAGUCGGAUAGUGAAGGACGGCUGAGCCGCGGAGGCUUUGUAGACAGCACUAUAAAAACUCUGGAUGAAAAACUGAGGAACUUGCUCUACCAGGAAUAUGCUCCGAUGUAUCCGUCAGGAAGUGCCGCGGAGACGCCAGGAUCUGGAACUGAGUACAUCCAGUCUCCUCCUGGUCCAGACAGCGCAGCGGGGGGUUCAGGAAACAGCACUCCAGGGCCCAUAGGGGAGGGACGCUACCGGCCAGGAGAACAGUUGCCUCAAAUUCCUGAGAGAAUGGAUAGUUUGAGCACACUGAGUGACUCAGCCGUGUGUGCUUCCCUGUCGAGAAGACACGUUCCUCACUCUGCCUCCUGCUCUGGAACAAGAGGUCGAUUUAAGAUUACUUGCGUUCCCCCUGAAGUCGCCACCAGACGAGAUGUGAAGCAAAGGAGCUGGAGCAGGGCUCCCUCUCCUGCAGCAGUUGGAUAUCCUGGCGACCACGUUCAGGCCGAGGCCAUGGCUACUUCCACCACAAUCGGUCGCUUUUCUGUGGUGAGCACUGAAGACGACAUCACGCAGAGGACACGCUGCAGCCGCUACUCUGCCCCGCCUGAUUUCUACCUGGACACGCUGCCUCCUGUGACCAAGAGGGCGUCUAUGCCUCGUGCCCUGACCUCAAAUUCUGUUCCUGUGGACGUCACGGUGCAUGCUCGCUUCCUCUCCUCAGACUCGGGGGCAGAGAGCAGCCCUGCAAAGCUGGCUCCUGCCACUCCGUCGCAACGCUCUCGCUCCGAGCGUAGAGGAAGUGACCUCAUGAAGAGGGCGGUGGCCUUUCUCCGGCGUACCGGCCGCAGCAGCAGCGUUCAGAGCUCAGACUCACCAAGCAGGCAUGGAGGUGUGCACGGCUCUGCCUAUGCUAGCAGCGAUAACGACUCAGAGAUGGAGGACUCGGACAUAAAGAAGGAACUACAGCGACUCAGAGAGAAACAUCUGAGGGAGAUCUCAGAGCUGCAGGCCCACCACCGAGGGGAAGUGGAGCUGCUGUAUCGCAGACUUGGCAAACCUCCUCCUCCAGGUGUUGGUCUCUCACAUGUGGCGCCGCAUACGAGCCGUCGAAAGAGGUCGAGCCGGCACAAGCUGAAGCCUGGGAAACUUCUCAGCCCCCUAGUUCAACAAUUCAGAAAUGUCACGACAAAAACCAGUGAUUCCAGCAGAUCUGGUACGGCUCCUAUUCAGAACCUCCAGUAUUGUCACAUUUUCAGCAAGGGUAAAAAGGGACGCUAUCCUCAUGCUUGUGUGUCCUCAGGUGCUGCUCCGACUACAGGUGAGCCCACAGUGAGUUUAAAUGGCUCUCCAGCCAAAGUACCUUUCCCCACUCACAGCAGGGCACGGUCGUGCACUAGCCACCUGCCCAGCUCCACCUCGGAGCCCGUGCAGACUCAGCAGCCCUGUUCCCUCAAAGGGUCACUGUCCUCAGACAAUAUCUACGCUGGACUGCAUGGAGACGGCACUGGCACACAAGCACCACCUGCACAAGGCUGGUCUAAUUACCCUCAACCAUCUGAGAGAGCGACCUAUAAAUCCAGUAGCAAGCCGAGAGCUAGAUUUCUCAGUGGGCCUGUGUCUUUGUCUAUCUGGUCAACACUGAAGCGGCUUUGUCUCGGUAAAGAGCGGGGCACCAGAUCUGGAGCGUCAGCGUCAGGAGCGUUCUCUCAGCCACAGCAAAUGCCUGGUGGUGUGACACCGCCUCCCCAUCAGCCUGUGAUUGGCCUGGCCCAAGCUCAAGCCAAUAACAGCAACAACAAAACCGCCACGUCCAUGAGUUCCAGCGAAAGCAACAUGCCAGAAGACUUGCAGCGACUGAUGGACGACUGGGCCCAGGAGGUUCUGAUAGUCGCCCACCGGCCGCAUACCAACUCUCUGAGUAUCCAUGGACCGCAGCUGUGGGAUCAGGUUGGAUCUCAAACACUCGAAGAACCUACUAUUUCUUCAGAUACAUCAGCGUGGAUGGCUCCGGGUGCAGAGACAUGUACUCUGCCCCAGUCGUGGCCCGACAGCCCUGGGUCUGCAGGGAUUUCCAGCCCCUCCCCAGGGUCCCAUUACGUUUAUCAGCUCCAUUCUCCUGCUCCGCUCAGAGCUGCGACCUCUCCUCUCUCUCUGAAACAGUGGCCUGGCUUUAUCUUUCCUGUUCCUUCAGGAGUCUUUGCCUUUCCUGCUUUGCCCUCAGCCCAGGAUACCCACAGCCCCAAUUCAGCAUCUUUACAUCAGCUAACCGACCCCAAGGCGAGGACUCUGUAAUCCGAGUAGCAUUGUGUCUUCCAACUCUAUUACCAAAAACAUAUCUAACUAUAGUUUUAGUCAAUCUUAUGUGCAUAUUCUGUAUAUAUUCAGCCAGCAUGUAUGUACCCACAUGUACAUGCCCCUCUCCAUUCUUUAUCUUAUUUGCUUUAUUUGAGUCAACAUACAGUACCUCAUGUCCUUAUUGCAGUGAAUUACCCUUGAGUGUGGCCGAUGGUGGGUUUGGACUAUUAAAGUGUACAGUUGACACAAUCAGACUUCAAAGUGUAGAUUUCUGUUGUUGUUUAAGGAUGUACAUUACCACUCAUUGAAUGUACAUAAUGUAAUGUUCAUUCAUGUUAUCUUCAUGUAAAUAGCUGAUGUUUGUGUUGCUUAUGUCCCCCCUAUGAAUAUAUAUUUCUAUAUAUAUGUGUAUAUAUAUAUAUAUAUAUAUAUAUAUAUAUACAUAUUCUAGGUGGUGUGUACAUAGCCCCUGUGUUUGUACAGUUAACGUUAGAUAAUAGGUUGGUGCUGCAGCUGUUUCUUAAUGCAUCACCUUAUUAACUUCUAUCAUGCCAUCACUGUGAAGACUUGACCUCCUGGUCACUAGGACCUGUUGCUUUACUCUGCUCUCUUAGAUCAGUCCAAGGAUCACUUUCAUUCUUCAUCAAUGAAAUGCUUCCAGCACAAGCGCUUGAAAUAUCCUUAAGAGAUUUGAAUGAACUUGAAUUUUAUCUUCAGGUGCAAAAGCACCUGUGAGAGUGCCUUGACUUGCAGUUUCAGUUUUCUGAAAAGGAGCGUUUAGACUCAAAGCAGAAACCGGAUAUUUUACAUAUAAAUUAUGUGGUUUGAACAAUGAAUGUGGAUUAAGAUGCAUUUAUUUAGAAAACAAAAUGUCACUGAAUACCAUCGUAAGAUUGUAAAAAAAAAAAAAAUCCAAUGGGAAUUUAAUUAUUCACACACUGUAGGCUUUUCUUUGUUCGCUGAAGUCAUACUCUUGUGGGAUUGUUCGACCACAGCUGCACUGUAGCCUGGCUGGAUGCAAGGUUAUUGCCAAGGUGCACAGGCUGAAGUGUAGAGUCACAGGAGGAUGUCGGUAUUGAAAUCAAGUGACAAGGAUGGCAGAAGGACUCAACAUACCAGUUAAAAUCGUAAUCAUCCCUUACCUCUACUAAUGCAAUCCGUAGCUUUACUUAUUGUUGCCUUUGUGGAUUUUGAGGGAUCACUAUGGUAAUUGUUGGUUGGCUUGAAUGCUGCAGAUGUGAGGACAACAGAGGAACUUGGAAACUAUGAGCUACUGAUAAGCUAAACCUGCUAGAGAUGUAAUUUGUACAAAUAUUGUAGGCUUUUCAAGUUAGAUUUCUUAGAUUCUGGCCUCCGUCAGUGCUCUUGAUUUUACAUCCUACAAAAACAACACUUUUCACUGACGUCUCGACCAUUUCUGCAAUUCUUCUAAAUCAAUUUGUGGAUUGGAUCGAGGACCGGAUGUGUUACUACAAUCAGAGUAGUAAGAAUCAUUUUACAGUCACUGUAUCCUUCAUAGUUUUGGAAGCUACAAGAAAGAUUAUUUCAAAAGGUUUCUCACAAUGUUCCAGAUGCUAUGAAUCAGGAUUCAGAGUAUGACAUUGUCCCAGAAAUGCGAAAAGCUACAUUAUCAAUGAUCAGGAUACAUUUUAUGAUAUAUUUCCAGAGACAGGAAAGACAUUUAACCAGUCUUCACAAAUAAGUUGUACACUGUGUUAUGAUUAAACAGAAUUUUGAAGUCAUUCCAUGUGUGCAGUAGGGCAAUAUCUUAAAAUGUAAUGUUUGUCUUUAAGACAAACAUCCUUGAUGACAUUUUUUUAGAACAUCUCCUAUGCAGUUGUUUUCUUUGUGCUUUACGACGCAUCGAUCUUUAUUCUCUUUAAUGCUUGCUGUGAAAGCUCUGUGUAUUAUUGCUUUCGCCUGCUGUAUCACCUGUUCUCCCAGCACUUUCCUGACCUUGUCAGAUCAAUACUCUCUCAAAGAAGCUGUACAUACUUGAAGAGAUCAAAAAUAAAUUUUUGCU
Molecule: messenger RNA, 10897 nt
Organism: Cololabis saira (Pacific saury)
Lineage: Eukaryota; Metazoa; Chordata; Actinopteri; Beloniformes; Belonidae
Gene: wnk2
Product: WNK lysine deficient protein kinase 2
Exons: 30
Coding region: 892-8871 (2659 amino acids)
Biological process (GO): protein phosphorylation; positive regulation of sodium ion transmembrane transporter activity; monoatomic ion homeostasis
Cellular component (GO): cytosol; cytoplasm
Molecular function (GO): potassium channel inhibitor activity; ATP binding; chloride channel inhibitor activity
Source: RefSeq, a predicted model, not a curated record